Messenger RNA from Lecanosticta acicola, 1638 nucleotides. The record is from the annotation of a GenBank genome assembly. NCBI's taxonomy places the organism in Eukaryota, Fungi, Ascomycota, Dothideomycetes, Mycosphaerellales, Mycosphaerellaceae.
AUGGACCACCACCCCCCUCCUUCGGAAGACUACACGACCUGGACCACAACCGCCCUAAUCCACCGCGUAACCGCCCUAGAAACCCAACUCCGCGCGCAGCAGCAGCAGCAGGACGCAACCCACAAAGCCCUCAACAAAAAACCCCCCCAAAAGAAGAAACCGAAAACUUUCGAUCCGGACAAAUACCAUACGCGCCUGAUCGCGCUGAAAUUCGCAUACCUCGGCGGGAAAUAUAAUGGGUUCGAACACCAUAAUAAGAAUUUCACGCCGCUGCCGACGAUUGAGGAGGAGUUGUACAGGGCGUUGAAGAAGACGAAGCUUAUUUUUCCGAGGCAUAGAGAUGGGCAGAGCGAGGAGGAGGUCUGUUGGGAAGGGUGCGAGUACAGUAAAUGCGGCAGGACAGAUCGCGGCGUCAGUGCUUUUGGACAAGUUAUUGGGGUGAGGGUACGGAGCGCUCGGCCCAAGGUCGUCGUCGACGACGAGCAGGAGGAAUUGCCGGAUGCAGAAGAAGAAGAAGAAGAAGAAGGAGAGGCAGAAAGGACCGGCGAGAAGAAGCAGAAGACUUUUGAUUCUGUACGCGACGAAUUACCAUAUAUCCAACUCAUCAAUCGAGUGCUCCCACCAGAUAUUCGCAUUCUCGCGUGGUGUCCUCACCCGCCACGGGAUUUCUCUGCGCGCUUCAAUUGCAAAGAGAGGAGGUAUCGGUACUUCUUCACGAAUCCGGCUUACAUUCCGUUGCCCGGCGGGAGUGCUGCGGGUGCAGGGGAAGGGUGGCUGGAUGUCGAGGCCAUGUCGCAGGCCGCGAAGAAGUAUGAAGGGCUUCAUGAUUUCCGUAAUUUCUGCAAGAUCGAUGGGAGCAAGCAGAUAUCGGAUUUUUCGAGGCGCAUCUUCCAUGCAGGGAUAUAUCAGGUUCCGUCCGGACGGGAUCAGUCGAAUGGAAAGGAGCAUUCGUUGUCACCUAGGCUUUUCUACUUCGAGGUGCGUGGUAGUGCCUUCUUGUGGCAUCAGGUGCGCCAUCUCGUUGCCAUCCUCUUCCUUGUCGGCCAAGGAUACGAGAAGCCGAGCAUAGUCGAUGAAUUACUGGAUAUCCAGAAGACGCCUGCAAGACCCUUGUACGAAAUGGCGAGUGACAUUCCUCUGGUGCUCUGGGAAUGUCUUUUCCCAGAUCCGGAAAAGGUUGCCAUUGCAGACCAUGUGAACGGCGAUUCUGGUUCCUUCGCUGGAUAUGAGGACGCUCUUGACUGGGUAUAUGUCGGUGAUGAGCGUGGUGGGCGCGAUCAGUCCAAACGAGCCACGACUGCUGUCGAAGAUGGCAAACAUGGCCGAAAUGGUAUCAUGGAAGAGCUGUGGGCGCUGUGGCGGAAGCGUAAGAUGGAUGAAGCCCUCGCUUGGAAUCUCAUGGAGGUCGUCGCUGCGCAAGGACGGCAAUUGCGCAUAGAUCCCUCAGAGCUCCCGAGUAAGAGCGAAAGCGCCCGUCUUUUCGAUGGAAGCGAGCGGCCUCGCACGGUAGGUCCUUAUGUGCCGGUUAUGCAGCGGGAGCGGAUGGAGACACCGGAUGUCGUGAAUGCUCGAUAUGCUGCGCGCAAGGGCCUGAAUUGGACUGCCAAAUCUGCAGAUAACAUAGACAUAGACGAGUAA